UGUGCCUUUCACAGAGCUGGGAGCUUGAUGGGAAUGUUUGAUUAGCUCCCCUCUGAAAAAGAAAAGGUGUCCAGGCCUCCCCCCUGCUGCCUGCCUCUCAUUCUGUAGUAUAAUGUUGACUGGAGUCUGGGGUACAGAAAAGCUUGGAAAAAAUAGCACUUUCAUACUGUUUGGAGAAAAGGAAUAAAAAGUUGCACACCUCAAGCAAGUGUUUCUUAGUGGCAAACUAGAUUUUGCUUUACUCACCAUGAAGGCCACAGUCAUUGCAACCUUCUUUGGUGUGUUUCUUAUGUGUACAUGUGCAGCUAAGGAAGCCACAAGGAAGAUGAAAAAAGCUAAGCUAUAUUUUGCACUCACAGAUGUACCCCAGAUCGAUUGCGAUGUCAAGGCGGGGAAAAUAAUCAAUCCAGAAUUCAUUGCAAAAUGCCCUCCUGGAUGUCAAGAUGUAAAACACCGCGUUUAUGGCACAGACAUUUACGCUUCCUUUUCCAGUGUGUGCAAUGCUGCUAUUCACAGUGGUGUAAUUGACAACACAGGUGGGAAGAUCCUUGUCCAAAAAGUUGCCGGUCACUCUGGUUACCGUGGAAGCUUCUCCAACGGGGUCCGGUCGCUGUCACUUCCACGCUGGAGGGAGUCCUUCCUCGUGUCAGAGGGCAAGCCAAGAAAAGGUGUAACGUAUCCAUCAGCUCUUGAAUAUUCUUCUUCAAAAAGCACAGCUGUCAAAUCAGAGCCUAAAAAGCCAGAACAAGACCUAAAAGCUAUGAAGAGUGCAGAUACCAUUAAUACAUCAGAAAAAGCAUCGGAACAAGGGGAUGCAGUCCGCAAAGAGUAUCAGACAUCUCCGGUGCCAACACCAGCUACACAAAUGGCCACCACAACACCAACACCAACAACCACGACAACGGAUCCUUCCACCACAAUGCCAAAGCCAACCACAACACCUGCAGCAACCAGAACCACAGCAGUUGCAGCUGCAGCCAAGACUCGGCCUGGACUGCAUAGGGUCAGAGAUAUAGGUUCUAGUAGUGUCCACCCAGCAUACUCAUCUGUGUUAGCUGCAGCAUCAAGACAGAUUCAGGCUGCACAAGGAAGAGGACAGAAUGCAGUAUUCAGAAGCACUUCCACUUCUGCAAGUAACAGGAAUAUUUUACGACCCAAUGCAGGUAUUCAGCGCCAAGAGCCUAUCGCUGCCUUCCGAAGGGCUGCUGGCUCUCCAGCCCACCUGGCAAUGGAAACAGACUUGUGGAAACCUGGACUGAGCCUUUUUGAUACAGGCUACAGUUCAAAGGAAGAAUUGAAUCCCAAACCGCUGGAGUCUAUCUCCCAGGGGAACCCGAAUUGCAAGGUUGACCUGUCCUUCUUGAUGGACGGGAGCUGGAGCAUUGGUAAACGUCGCUUUCAGCUCCAGAAGCAGUUCCUUGGCAACGUAGCUCAAGCUCUUGGCAUCGGCAGCACUGGUCCUCUGAUGGGCAUCAUUCAGUAUGGUGAUGACCCUUCCACAGAAUUUAACUUAAAAACUUAUGCCAACUCCAAAGACCUGAGAAACGCCAUUGAGAAAAUCUCACAGAAAGGUGGACUUUCCAAUGUUGGGAAGGCACUUUCAUUUGUCAACAAAAACUUCUUUUUGGAUGCUAAUGGAAACCGAGGUGGAGCACCAAAUGUGGUUGUAGUGAUGGUAGAUGGGUGGCCAACCGACCGAGUGGAAGAGGCUUCUAGGCUGGCCAGAGAAUCAGGGAUCAAUAUUUUCUUUGUCACUAUUGAAGCAGCUGCUGAAAGUGAAAAGCAGAGAAUUGUUGAACCAAACUUUGUGGACAAGGCAGUGUGCAGGACAAACGGUUUCUAUUCCAUCAAUGUUCCCAGCUGGUUCAGCCUACACAAGGUGGUCCAGCCCUUGGUGAAGCGGGUCUGCGACACCGAUCGGCUGGUUUGCAGCAAGACGUGCCUCAAUUCAGCUGACAUUGGUUUCGUAAUUGACGGCUCCAGCAGCGUCGGCACCAGCAAUUUCCGCACAGUCCUCCAGUUCGUAGCCAAUAUUAGCAAGGAGUUCGAGAUUUCAGACACGGACACCCGCAUCGGAGCUGUUCAGUACACCUAUGAGCAAAGGCUCGAGUUCAGCUUUGACAAGUACAGCACAAAGCAGGACGUGCUGAGUGCUAUUAAAAGGAUCAGUUACUGGAGUGGUGGGACCAGCACGGGAGCAGCGAUCACCUAUGCCUUAGAGGAGCUGUUCAGCAAAUCCAAACCCAACAAAAGAAAGAUAAUGAUUCUCAUUACCGAUGGCAGGUCUUAUGAUGAUGUCAGAGUGCCGGCCCUGGCAGCUCACCAAAACGGAGUUAUAGCUUACUCCAUCGGAGUUGCCUGGGCAGCCCAAGAUGAACUGGAAGCAAUAGCAACGGACCCUGAUAAGGAGCAUUCCUUCUUUGUGGAUGAAUUUGACAACCUCUACCACUUUGUUAAUGAGAUCAUCCGAAACAUUUGCACAGAAUUCAAUUCCCAGCCACGGAACUGAUAAACUGGAGCAAGGCAGGACCCUCAGUCACCAUGCUGAAGGCACACCAAGUGCCACAGGAGUAAUGCCAUGCCCUCAGUUCAAGAAACACUGGAGGUGUUUUUCUCUGGCACUUUCCAGUCAGCAAGGCUGAUUGCAGCUCUGUCCCUAUGCAUGAUAAUGCUCUGUAGACUGUUGAUUUUUUUUUUUUCCUUGCAGGCUUCAGAAACUCCGAUUUGGAUGGACAGUGAAAGAGGCAGUAAACAUGGAGGAAAUAAGCGGAGCUGCUUGAAAAGCAGCUUCAAGUAUAGAGCCCCAGCUUGUCCGAUUCCUACCUUUGGGCACACACCAUCUCCUUAGUAGGUACUGCCUGCUUCCUGACGUGGCCAGAUCCCUUCAAGAGGCAGCCACACUGCACAGCUGCUGCGGCAGAAGCACCUCUUGUGGCACUGCCCAAAAGAUGACACCCAGAUCAGGGCUGAAGAACCACACAUUUUUUUCUUUUUUUGUGGAGGGACAUAACUCGAAUAUGAGUACCUUCUUAAAAGCAGGCAUCCUCUCCAUUCAGGUCUCUUGCCAGCAAGUUAAGCUUCAGCUAGUGUAAACUCAAACACUGCAAUUUAUCCAAACCCGGAGACUGGGAGGCAAGUGAGAGGAAAGAGUCAAGCUGCAGGACCCUAUAACCAUUUGUUAACCCCAGUAAAUAAAGCCCCAAAUCCACAAAGCAGCCAACACAUAGGAACUGGAAUCUAAUCUCCUAUAGCACUGGAUUAUUAUUUGAUAAUUGUCUUGCCCCUUAGCUCUCUUGCUCUACUCUUGCAUGGCUCAAGGCUUGCAGGACUGCAGGAAAGCUGCCAUGACAGGAAAUUGAGACAAAAUAUGGAUUUAAGUUGCUCGCAAUUAGAAAAGCAUUUGAGACCCAGUGCUGUAUCAUUAAACUACAGCUCGAAACAGCUUGCAGCAGUCUCUAGGGUGAGAAGAACUAUUCAAGAGCCAUUAUUAGGAUUUAAGACUAAUAAUUUGGGACUUCAAAUUUGACUUCUCUUUUAUGGAUUGAUUUAUAAAUUAACCUACUACAGCUCUGCAUGGUUGUUUCUGAAAUGAAGAGCUAGCUGUAUCACUAGCCAGGAAAAGAGGAGUGACUUAUCAAGGACGUCAAAGGAACUGCACUUUAAUUAGGAAGCAGCAGUUGCUGGUUAUGUUUCUAUCCAGUAUAAUUUAAGAAAACAUAUUCAUUAAGUGAAGUUAUUGCAGGAAAGGGAUGAAGUUUCAGACGCAAUAGAAAUGCCCGUGUUCAUACACCUUAUAGCUAUCAAAGCCAUAAUGCAUCAGGAGGAACUUGUGGAACUAACAGGAAAUGGGAAGAAAUUAAAAUCCAAAUUUUACAUCUUACUUGCAAACUAAGUUUAAUAGCGUUCCUAGUUUAAUAACCAUGCCCCAGGAUGUUUAUUAUUUACAUAAAAAUAUCAGUUGGAGUAAAUUCUCAUAAUAGAGACCCCUUUCUGUGGACAAAAGUAGCGCAACUUCUUAAAUUGUUCAGAAACAUGACUGAAGUAGCUCAAGAAUUACCAAUUACGUAAGCAUAAUGCAAACUAAGUGAGAACAGCAGAUUCUGCAUGAUCUCCCUGGUGUGGUUACAUAAGCCAGACUGGGGUCCUCUCAAGGGGUUAUCAAAACCAACCCUGGAUGAAACAGUGGGUUUACACGGGGAAGGUUCAGGUCUUCCUUCCUCUUAGAAGAAACAUUCAAAUGCAGCUUUAACUGAACAUCAUCAUACAAUGAUGCUACCAAGACAGAAGUUCAGGGCACUGUCAACUUACAAAAAAAAAAUCAAAACAGAGACAUAAAUGUAUUUUUAUACAGAGUUUUUAACAUUAAUCUGUCCUGCUGCACUUCCACAGCAAUAGCCUCUUGGCUUGAAAAAAGUAAAGAUCGAGAGUUAAUAGAGUUAAGUAGAAGCCGAGCAACCCCUGAUACCGCCAUCUCCUGAUCCACAUCCCUCACUACUAUUCUGUUGAAAGUACCUUCCUCUGUGAACAAGGGACAUUACAUGGGCUGGACAAAAUGCAAAUGCAUAAACUGAACGUACUGGGGACUUCAGUUCAGACACCAGAUUUAUUGUCUUGGGGUUUAAUUUGGGGCUACCUGAGAAAAAGACCUACAUUUUAAAUUUUAGCUACUCUUAAUAUCAUGGUUUAAUUUUUAAUGCAACAGCCAUACUGGCCAGACUCUUGCAGCUCAGAAGACUGGUACUCUGCAGAGACUUCCCAAUGUUUCACUUGUGCUCUGCCAAAAGCACAGCACAGGUGGCCAAGACUUUCAGGAACAGUCAGAGCCAUAAGUGUUUUUUAAGCACAUGCAUUUUAAAUUCUCCCAAAAGCUAAAACUUCAAGCAAUGAGCUUUCAAAUGCUCUUUCACAGGGAAGAUGCACAGCUACCUUUUCUGUGUCAAGCACUUAUAAAGGGCACUGCAGGGUUUGUUAUGGUUUAAAUGGUUUAUCUUAACUUCACAGAACAACUACGGUGCUUGGUUGCCAAUAUGCAUUUUUAUUAACUUCUUGGGAUGAUGUCAAAGUUGUUGGAUCUCGAAGUGUGGAAUUGGUUGAAGGUUUAAUCUGACUGGCAUCUAAACUUAGAUAUCCUAUUCAUAAACACUAUAAACUCACGCAUAAGACUCAAAACUUGUAAAAAUACAUCUUUCCAUUAACAACAGAAUCAAAUUAAUCAGCACAGAACACACUCCUCUUAACCUUUACCUUUCAUAGCAAUCAAAAUACUUGCCAUCUACUUAAGUCUCUAAAUCCUGUUUUAUUAAAAAACAAGAUAACAUGUAUAAAUGUUCAUAAAUGUUUGAGAGGGUGUAUUUGUUUGAAGAAAGCAGCAGAACUCCUUCUGUAACAUAUAAAAGCUAUUUUGAAUUCAUCAGUACAAGUUGCUAUAUCUUUUGCAAUAAAAUUGUCUCAAAGGCAUAUGCAGUACAUGUCGCCUCAUACGUGUUUAAAAAUAAACACCAAUAUGGUCCAUGCCAUUUUAGUUUCUAAAACACAGCUGAGGUAUUUACUAGAUUAUGGAAGCCCUAGUAAGGCUGGUAUAGCUUCAGGUGUUUCAAUGUCAUCCUUUUACAUGCUAAGCUGAAAAAAGCCUAAGAGCGAGCUAGCAGAGGAAGGACUAAAUUACCUAUCGCAUGAAUUAGUCUUUCAGAGUCUAAUGGCUGAAAGGCAUCAAAAUCAUAUGUACUUCCCCAGGUCUGCAAGAUCAUGUCUUAUUUGGAACUAGACUUCUUUUAGAAGCUGUAAAAAAAAUCAAUGCCCUCUCUACACACUUUUGAGGUGCAGGGCCAUAUCAAAGAGGAUCUAGAUGUCCAGAUGCUUGAUGCUGGGCCACUUAGUUUCAGAUGCCUGAGCAGUGUGGUGGAACCUGCUGUCUGGCUGAGGAAUCCAAAAGAGAAGGGCACAAAAGGGUUGGACUUGGAGGCAGUCAGCCAACCAGGGCUGGGAGCUGUCUGAACUCGUCACCAGAUACAUAGUCAAAAGGGAGUUGUCUGAUUACCCUCUCCCUAGGAAAAAAGUGUCUUUGCACUCAGGAGCUGGGCUGGUGUGUUAUCACUGCUCAGCAAUCACAAUGCAGAACACCCGUCUGGAAAUAAAUACUGAUGUCCAUGCUCUGAAAGCUUUGGGGAAGCUCCACGUCAGAACCUUUUGCCUUUAACUCCAGCAUCAGCUAGUCACACUUCUGGUGAAAAGUUCAAUUCACAUUUCAACCAUCUCUUCAGAGAGAGGUACCUCAAGGCCAUGUUUCCCAACAGUACCUUAACCUUGCUGGUCCAGAAGUGGGACACUCGGCACCUCUGCUGUCACUGUGCCAGCCUGCACAGCAGCCAUUGCCUACCAUGUCACUGUCUUGCUCCUCAGCUGCUGCUGCUUUGCUGGUUCAGCAAGAGGAGAGUUUCUCCAUGACAGCUUUUCUGACAGCUGGGCAGACCAACUAUCCCUUCCUCCUUGUGUCUCUCCCCGACGGCUCUCCAGCACAUGAAGGGAACUCUUCCAGUAACCAGGAAAGCUCUGGGGUUAAGCAUCCAGACAGGAUCAACCCAAUCAUAAUGUCCUCAGUGGAUCUAACACCCUACUUGUAAACUCCACAGAAAAUUAUCCACAUUAUCUACUUAGCAAGUCAAAGCAAACAGUAAAUAUUACCUAAACACCUAACCUAAGGCAGUCUUCUGUGGUACACAUACCUUAUAUUAUUUCAUGGUUGAACAAAGUCACUAUCAUUCUUUGUCAUUAUGAAAAAAAAUUGAUCCCUUUUCUUUUCCAUUCCCAACUCAGUUUGAGAAGUCUUAAGAUAGUAUGAGGCAAUCUGCAUUUCCUAAAUCACCUAUAUACUGAAAACACCAUAAGCCUACAUUUAUAUAGCUAAGUGCCUCAAAUUCCUCAAAACAGUCUUGUUUACCCUUGUUAAAAUCUUAAACUGAAGGGUAUUGCAGGUUUUAGCGCUGCAUCAGCUACAUCACUCACAAUCAGCUUUCAGUCAUUCUGAAUGGCAAAAGGAGCAUGUUGUUUUUCUUGACAUGUUUAACUCCUCUGAUUUCUAAUAAAAACUCUGAUAAUGCAGUUCAAGAACUCCAAUACUCACUCAUAGAAAUAACUUCCUCUGAAGCACAAACAGAAACAGUAGUUAAAAUUUUCACCAUACAGCUGAAGAGAAUACACUCAAUUUUCUCAAAUCAUUAUGAGCACAUCUUGUUCAUAGGCAAAUCCACAAGGAUGUUAGGAAGGCUUCGCAUAUGGAAGGGUCAGUUCUACAUUGUUUGUGAAAUAUUCUUUCUCUCCACCUCAGGAAUCUUCUGAUGACCCUUUCUGGAGGCAGAACACUGGGGUGAACACAAAUCAUAUUGUCAUUUCCUAAAGCAAUUCUUCUUUUCAUAUAAGGAGGGAAGAUGAGUAGGACUAAAUCAGAAGGGUUAUUUUACCUACCAUGGAAAGGAGAUGAGAACUUCAUUUAUCCCACCUACCAGUUUAGAAAAAACAGGAUGGACUCACUAAGAAGUUGUUCUGCUCACUUCUGUGUAGGUUCCCAUACCACCCCCUCAACAGUGCCGUUCUGAGCAUUUUCCCAUAGCAACACAACUACCAUCUGUGAUUUGUGGUUUGCUCUCCCUCAUCCUCUCCCCAAGGGCAGAACCCCGUGCCUUGCUGAGAUCAAUGCACAGCUGACAGACCAGCUCCUGCACAGUAGCACUCGGUGUGCCUGUUCUGUUCAGCCCAUGAAGAUAUUGGGCACUGUCCGCCUAAGUGCACGGAAAGAUGUUGGGUGCCAAGAGUGUCAAGACAGCAGAGCAGUACAAAACCAAGACAUACGGAGAUGACAAAACCCGAUAAACUACUGUGAAUGGUAAUGCUUUGCACAGUUCAAGAGGAAGUUCACAUGAAGUUACCUCAUGCCUCUCCAAAUGCAUGUCUACUUGUCCUAGUCCGAGUGCACUUACUCCUCCUAGCAGAAUUAUGAACACAAUACAAAAUGUUGAAAAAUAGUAUUUAUUAGCACCCAAUUUACAUAAUUAUAUGGUACAAAUGACACUCACUUGCUGCUGUAACAUUAAAUAAAGCUGCUCUUAAAAACCAUUGCUUAUAUCUGGAAGUCCAUGUGAUUUUUGCUCAGCACAGAAUGCGGGUACAGUAUACAGCUACCCCACUUCACUACUGUCAUACCAAUACAAAUACCUGCAUGGUUACCUCGAUGUGGUCUCAUUUUAAAUGGCACACUAACAUAAGCAGAUCUAUAUAAUUUUAAUGACAAAAUAUUUACUUGGCUUAUUCAGGCAAGUGAGUGUAGCUUUAAAUAUAACCUAUCCAAGAAGUUUCACAAAGUAUGAAUUACAGUGAAAAAGAAAAACUUCAGGGCUGCAACUGAGAAGCUCAAAAAUAUACAAGUGUGUUUCAAAAUAAUCUCCCUCUAAUUUUUCCAUCUUUGCCGUUUUAGGUAUUCAUAUUGAAUUUCAGUAAGAAGUUUAAUAUUAAGCGUUUGAAGAAGCAUUUUCAUUUAAAGCAAAAAUUUAUAUUUUUUAUUAUAAAGACUUAUCAAAUCUUUGGAGAAUGAAUCACUUUUUCACUUUUCUUAUAUCCCACAAUUAAGAAGCCUUUCUGAAAUCGCGGAAUACACGAAUCUUAUGGAUUCUUAUUCCCAAGAAAACUAUUUCCUCCCCAAGUUAGAAAACAGAACUUCUCAUUUAAUUUAACUUUUGUUAAAUUCACUUUUGUACGACAGUAGCAUUUAAAUAGGGUAAUUUGGUGACACUGAAAUUCUGAUACAACCUUGUACUGAGCCAUACACAAACUGACAAGCAGACUAUUACUCAACAAGUAGAUAUUUCUCAUUUGGAUCCACCACUCUGCAAGACACUUGAAGCCCAACAUUGUGCUAAAGUAGUCACUCUAAACUGGCGUGCAAAAUCAUAACCUCAGCAUAAUCCUGAAGGGGAGUCUUAAUUUCCUUUAGUUGCUUAUGUAUCAGUCACAGUAGCCUUUUCAUACCAACUGUCUGGCAUGGAAGUGACACAAACAGAAGAGGAGCAACUGUAAUUACUAACAUUUAAGUGGUUAUCACCUGUGGUGUCUUCUCCAAAAGAGAACUGUCAAGUAACUCUAAGUUCAACAGUUAUUCUUGUAGAGAGGAAAAUGUAUAUUGAUAUAAACAACAACAAAAUGUCCAAACUACAGCCCAUAAGGCAAAGAAUUAUGUUUGGAAUAAUUUUAUGGGGUUUUUUUUAACCUUUUUUUUUAAAAAAACCCAAUUAUUAUAAGAUAUUUAUGCAAAAUACAAUGCAGGUAGUUGAUAUGCUGACAAAUGUCAACAAAAAAUUUUACAGCAACAACAGUCCUUCCAUUACAGAUUUUCUUCUAAAGUUUUUUCAGAUGUAUGACUCAAAGAAAAUAUAGCACAAGAUUGCUUUUCAUUCUGCUUGGGCUAUAAAGGUACAAGAAAUUUUUAGCUAAUAACGUCCUUGGUUUGCAUUUCCAGAAAGAGUGCUAACACAUAAGAGACAGAUUUCAAAACGUCUGCAUGUUUCUAAAUGCCUGACUGCAAGCAAACAAUUCUAGGAGCCAUACAUCUGGAAAAAAGGCUACAUUCAACAAGCACUAUCUUGAUGACAGAAAGAAUAAAAAAAUAAAUUCUUAAUGGAAAAAUAUUAGCUUGAAGUCCAUCAUUUAUCCCUUAUACAAUGUUUUUGGCUGCUUUUAGUAAGUAAUCAAAAAUAAUGCAAUUAUUUGGCUUGGCAACUAAUUAUCCCUUUCCUUUCAGAAUAAUACAAAUCCAGCUGCAUAAAUAUUUUCUCAACAUCUGAGUCUAACACGCUGCUGCAAGGACCAAGGGUUUCUUGAAAUAGCAGAGAAGUAAUUUUGGGAGCCUGCAAUUCAAACUGAGGAAAUUCAAGUAGACUGGGUUUGAGGACCAUGUCAACAUCAGGCUUUGAGUAGCUUAACACGUGCAGGCAUGGUUUAAAUGUGGAUGUGAUCUCUCAAGAUCACAACAUGGCUUGGCAGCACAAGCAGGGCAAAACUAGUUUAACACACAACACCACCACCCAGACUCAAUCAGGAAGAAUGCUGGGCUAAAAAGAAUAUAUUACUAUUAAAUGCCUUUUUACUUCAGCUGGAUUUUGUCAUCCAGCAACAAAUAUCUCCUGACAAUAAAUCAGUUGAAAUCCACAAAUUGUACUACUCAUCUGGAUUUACACCUUCUAUAGCGAAAUACAGAUUCUCAAAACCAUCUUAAAUGAUACAGGACUCACAAGUUUUCACAACACAACUUAGAACAGCAAAAUUAAGUCAGCAGGUGGGGUAAGAGAUAACUCAGUAGAAUUAAAUGAACCAGGAAUAAGGUACAAAUCACCCUUUUGGUGGUGGGAAGAGUAGGGUUGAAGCUAAAGCUCCACAACUCUUCAGAAAAUACUGAAAGAGAAAAUCAAUAGUCCUCUAUGAAAUUUAUCUCACUAUGAGAGUCCACUACAGAUGGGAUUUUCACAUUCUAAGAAAAUAUAACCUAAAGGAGGAUGUAAGUGGGAAGAUAAAAAUCAAAUAUCAAAACGAUAGAUAACCUGCACAACAGGUAUGUUCAUUAGCACAGGCAGAAACAUCAGUUUAAGAUCUUAUUUCCCACCAUCCUUCCUCCUGGGACUAGUUCCACCAGCUGAACGAGAGCAGCUGCCUGAGCAAGGACUAUUUGUACAAAGCUCACCUUCACUGUUCCCAUCCCUUGACUCCCCACGUUUGUUCAUUUGCACUGUUGUAUGUAAUAAUAUCUUUUACAACAUGGUUACUUCUUGUAAAACAUCCCUGAUGCAAUUGGAUGGAUUAACAUUAUGGUUUUCACCAGUUUCUCACCUGCUCAGUAAAAACAUUGCAGAGGUUUUGACUAGCAGUUUACAGGUCACUUGUUUCAGUAACGGUGUUUGUCUCUAAGGUAAAAAGACACCAAUGAGGAAAGAGUCAAGACUAUGCACCUACUGUAACCCUCUUCAACCAAACACUUUAUCGGAUUUAGAUAAAAUAUUCUCAACACCUUCACAUCCUUAUGAAAAAAGGGAGCUUCCUGGAACAGUUAAGUAAUUUUUCCAAAGAAAUCCUUGCUUCCUCUCUGUCACUCAAUACUAACAGCUACACUGAACAUCCCUGUGAUGCUUACCACAACAGCAGAUGCCAAAGAAAAUUCAAAUUACUCAAAUAUUGCAACAUUUUAUACAAAACAAUUUACCCUACCUAAGUGGACUACUAUAACAUUCUGAUUUCUUCAUUUUUGACAAUGUAGUCCAAAACAAUUUCCACUAAGUAGCCACAAAUUUCAGAAUGUUUUAAAAUGCUAUAUUAUAAGCAGCAUCACGUUUUCACAAUUCCCAUGAAUCUUAUCCAUUAGAAAGCUGAAGGACAUACGUACAAAGUGAGUCACAAAUUAUCUGGAACCAUUGGUCCCAUUCAUAUCUCAUUUGUAUGAGAAAGUACUGAAGGAGUACUUUUUACAGAAUGGGCUGUUUAACAUAAAGCAAGUCAUACAGUUGACAUUGUAUAUAACAUAGAUUAAAUAUGUAGAUUAUGACUGAAGGAAAACAAGCCUUGAGUAACAAGCCUAAAAUUCUACUCUGCUUCCCAAAUUUUGUGGCUUUGGUUCAAUACUAACAGACAUCAUGAGACAAAGUCUUGGUCCUACAAUUAUCUUUUAAAAUAAAUAUUUACCCAGAAGCAAAAGAGUAGCCCCACUACAGUGUCUGAGAAACUUACCUUCACCUAACUAGGUCCCCAGCAUGAAGACUAUGUUAGCAGGAGAGUAAGUUCUGUUCUUAGAAGUUAAGUAAUAAACUAUUACAAAGCUCUUUGCAUCUCCUCAUCUAAAGCGAUAUGGUUUUGAAAUCUGAACAAUCUCCAGUUUUUAUGUUGACACAAGAGUGCACAAUUUGGGGUCUGGAUAUAUAUAACUAGAUUUUAUCCUUCAUACAACCUGCAACCAAUGGAUGAAUGAAUAAGCUGAAAAAAACUUUUCAUGUUUUCAUUUGUGAUACCAUCAAUCUAAAUGCCACACUGUUCUCCCAAGCCCAGUUCUCCCAAUAGUAUACCAGUCACAUGGAUGGCAUAUCGGUUCUGGCCAUUUAAUCUACUAUCUAUGCCUCAUAGAGUUCAGCAAAAGUCUCCCUGCUUCCCUCGCAGUUUAGCAUACAAAUCAAAUGACCACUGCUACAGACCUUAAAAAUAAAAACAUAAAUAAUCUCAGUUGCAGAUACCCUCGCACUGCAGAAAUUACUUACGUUAGACUGCAAACCUGAUGCUUCAGCAAAGAUGACUGCAAGGAAAACACUGCUAUAGUCUCUUGUACAGGCACAGGAACAAUGACAAUGGCUGCAUUUCCUUCCACGACUCAACCCACAUUGCUAGGUUUUACCAGGUUUUACUAGAUAUUUUACACAGCUAUCAAGCAGGCUCCCAAGGACAGUCUGCAAAGACAGUGCCAAACCACAGGCUGCAAAUGCUUCCAAAUACACAUCUUGAAAGGCCUUAAAACACCCCUUCAAACUUGCAUAUCUGAUGCCUAUGCCUUCUUUAGGGUUUUUUUGUUUCCUUGGGGAUGGACUAACACUUCUGCUGAUCAAACGCUACUCAAAUGGCACAUUAGUUUCUGGAAAUUGCUGCUCCCCAAAAUUACAUUGUUAAAAUGUGAGAAAGGAGGUGAGGAAAGGGGAUACAUCUGUGAUCAAACAGGCAUACCGAAAAAGGUGGUGUAACUAAGUUCUUCAUCUCUUGUACAUUUAUUCAAAAGGACAAGUUUCUGGUUACUUUAAAUUCACAACUGCAAAAUGGUGUUGUAUGAUCUAUGCACAAAGCUGUAUGGUGAACAUCAUACACUCAAUUAAAGACAUUACAUAUGGGACUGCUUUAAUGUAACAAAUGGCCUAAAAAAUUACCUAUAGUAUGCAACAUAUAGUUCUGUAGGCUUCUUGCUAAAGAAUAUAUUUUACCAAAAUAAAGAAGAAUGAGAACCCAAAAUAUUCAUCAGGUGAUUUUUGUAAAAGUAAUAAAAUCUUUUACUUGGUGUGAUAGAAGUUUUCCAUUGAGAAAAAAAUAAAUGCAGACACUACCAAUCUCUAAGAGUGAAUAAUUAUACCUAGAGCUUCUUCCAGGCUACUCCGAAGAAUUUUGUGCAAGUGUUUUGGUAACUGAAUCAAAUAUGUGAAAGUAAACGGCACAGUAAAGUAAACUGGAAAUGAGGGUAUUUAAACCUAGCAGGCCAAUUUUCAACAUACAGAAGGACUGAAAAUUCUCCCAUUAAAUUAGUUAGUAAAAUCAAAAUCUUAGCACAGGCUAACACACACAAAAAUUUCUAUGAGUUAACCAUUAAAAAAUGUACUAUGUAAAUUAGAUAUGGGAAAAAUAGUAAUGGUAAAAUACCACAUACUGACACUGCACAAAAAAGCUUUUCUGCAAAAAUAAGCCUUAGGUCCCAUUUUGUUUACAUCUUCAACAGAUGUAUGGAUCACAUUCACUAAAGUUCCCAAUUACACUGAACCAGGAAGAACUGCACAGAAAAAGUUAAAAAAAAAAAAAGAA
Molecule: messenger RNA, 13578 nt
Organism: Cuculus canorus (common cuckoo)
Lineage: Eukaryota; Metazoa; Chordata; Aves; Cuculiformes; Cuculidae
Gene: VIT
Product: vitrin
Exons: 19
Coding region: 248-2509 (753 amino acids)
Biological process (GO): positive regulation of cell-substrate adhesion; extracellular matrix organization
Cellular component (GO): interstitial matrix
Source: RefSeq, a predicted model, not a curated record